Messenger RNA from Theileria orientalis strain Shintoku, 159 nucleotides. RefSeq lists its product as hypothetical. Lineage: Eukaryota; Apicomplexa; Aconoidasida; Piroplasmida; Theileriidae. The coding region runs from base 1 to 159 and encodes 52 amino acids. The record is from RefSeq and is a predicted model, not a curated record. The transcript has a single exon.
AUGGAUUUAAUAAAGCACUCGAUUCAAAUGAUAAUUUAUGUCAAAUUUCUAAUUUUUGUAUUUCUAUAUUCAAUAACAUAUGAUAAUUUGACUAUUGAAUACUCCACUGAUACAUCGUCUACUGAUACUCGGAGUAACGAAUCAAUUGAUUCGAGAUAG